This is a messenger RNA of Rhincodon typus (whale shark), 2399 nucleotides long. It is a transcript of the gene ggcx, whose product is annotated as gamma-glutamyl carboxylase. The transcript has 12 exons. Lineage: Eukaryota; Metazoa; Chordata; Chondrichthyes; Orectolobiformes; Rhincodontidae. Bases 296 to 2260 code for a protein of 654 amino acids. The record is from RefSeq and is a predicted model, not a curated record. Gene Ontology annotation, biological process: peptidyl-glutamic acid carboxylation. Gene Ontology annotation, molecular function: vitamin binding; gamma-glutamyl carboxylase activity.
UAAGGCAGAGGGCCGACAAAGAUGUGGUUCUUGGGAGCAGGGAGCCCCUUUGUAUGCCUUCACAACACAGCUCUCUCUCUCCCUCCUCUCCCAACUCCUGUAACAGAGACUCCGCGCAACCAGCUUUCUGUUCCUGGGAGGAGUUUGGAAACGAAAAGCCGGGAGGGGCUGGGGGACGGAGUUUGAGCGUUUGGAGCUCUCUCUCUCUCUCUCUCUGUGUGUGGAUCUAAUGGUGUGUGUGGCCUUGCUUCCUGGCAGUGUAGCAGAGAGAGUGAGGACGUGGUGAAUUGCAGCUAUGAAUUCAGGAAGUGAAGGCAACCUGAAACUGACAGAAGCCACUCUUUUAGAUUCUCAUUCUCCGAACGUUCCCGAGAGGAAAGCCCCGAAGGAGCCAGAGGGGCAAGUUGGCAAAAUGAAGAGGAUUUUUGGGUUUGAGCUAUCGGAUUUCCGAAGCUGGUAUCGAUUUGUUCGCGUCCUGAACCGGCCCACGGACCCUGCCUGCCUCGGGGUCUUCAGGUUUCUGUUCGAAGACGGCAGCCCCCUCCCCCCAGCAGGAUGUCACAUAAAUAAUCCGCGGACAAGUUUGGCUCGAAGGGCCGAAUGGCCUGCUUAUGUUUUGCAAAGUGUCGAUGCGGAGAAAUUCUCGACUUUUUGUUUUGUGAUCGACCCCCUCUGCUUUCUUUUCCCGUUUUGUCUGAACAGGCUGGUGCUGUCUGAGGAUCUGGUCAACGUUCUGGUUGUCCACGGUGGAGGGCUCGUCCUAGAUCUGACUGCUGGGUACCUUCUCUUCUUCGACGUCACCCGGCCAUACGCCAUGGUUUUUGUCACCUACUUCCACUGUAUGAACUCCCAGCUCUUCAGCAUAGGAAUGUUCUCCUACACCAUGUUGGCGACAUCUCUGCUGUUCUGCUACCCAGACUGGCCCAAGAGGCUCACCCAGAAGUUCCCAGCAUUCCUGAGGCCCUUGCUCCCGCUGACGGACCAGCCCCAACGGAGCGACUCGUGCGUCUACCCUGGGCCCGGGGCCGGCCGGAAAACCGGGAGACGGGAGGCUGCCGUCGUCAAGGAGACGGGCCUAACGCCGCGGCAGUGGCUGGGGGCAGCUUUUACCGUCAUCUACGUGGCUGAGCAGUUCUUCCUGCCGUAUUCGCACUUCAUCACACAGGGGUACAACAAUUGGACCAAUGGACUGUAUGGGUACUCGUGGGAUAUGAUGGUCCAUAGCCGAACGCACCAACAUGUCAAGAUAACAUACAAAGAUGGCGUCACUGGGCAGAUAGGCUACCUAAACCCUGGGGUGUGGACGCAGAGUCGGCGGUGGAAGGACCAUGCUGACAUGUUGAAGCAAUAUUCUGCCUGCCUCGCAAGGCAGCUGCUGAGGUACAACAUCUCCGAGCCUGAGAUUUACUUUGACAUCUGGGUGUCGAUAAAUGAGAGGUUCCAGCAGAGGCUCUUUGACCCUCGUGUUGACAUUGUAACGGCCGCGUGGUCCCCCUUUAAAAAGACGACCUGGUUGAUGCCCCUCCUGGUCGAUCUGUCACCCUGGAGAACGAAGUUUGACGAAAUCGAGAAAACGUUGGACAAUCAGACCGAUGUGGUUUUCAUCGCUGACUUCCCAGGGCUCCACCUGGAGAACUUUGUGAGCGAGGACCUCGGCAACACCAGCAUCCAGGUCCUGAAGGGUGAGCUGGCCGUGGAGAUCGUGGCUGAGAAACGAAACUACACCCUGAAGGAAGGAGAGAAGAUGCAGAUACCAGCUGGUGAGUACCACUCGGUGUACACUAUAUCGGAAGAACCCUCCUGUUACAUGUAUAUUUACGUGAACACUACCAUGGUGCAGUUUGAGAAGAAUUACACCCGUUUGGUGGAACUCCAGGAGAAGAUCAAGAACGGGACAGAGACGGAGGGGAUUUCGCCCGAGCUGCAGACGUUGCUGAACGGGAGCUCAGAGGACACCAACGUCACGGACCCCUUGCUGGCGGCGUUCGUGCACCGACAGCGCAGGCAGGAGGAGUACGAGCGGAGGAAGAACGCGACGGUGGCCAACAGACUCUUCCGGUUUGCCCAGAAGAAGCACCAGACCUUCCGCAGGAGCAUCCUCAUGACUGGCUACGCGAUACGGAACCUGCUAUUUGGACGACCCCCCGUGGAGCAGUUGGCCGAAGAGCUGGAGUACGCAAACAUGAAACUUUAUGAGAACUCAGACCCUGAAGCCCAGACGAAGGCCUGGCCUAAGUUGGAGGAUCACGCUGAACUGUGACGAAGCUCACAAACUCAUCAAAACCACCCCCCUCAAGCUUCUCAAAAUCAAGGCUUCCGCACGCGAACUCGCAGAAGAAGCCUUGGACUCGAAAAAACCUUGAACUUUUUUUUAUUAUUAAACAACAGAUGGAACUUUA